AUGUCUGCUUCACCCCAAAACCCAGCGCCUCAGUGGUCUGUGCACCCCCAGCACGCUGCCUGCACCAACCGGCCUCCCACCUUAUCAUCCUUGCCCACCACUGCCCUCUACAACGCCCGCCCCAGCACUCAAGUGGUCUGUGCACCCCCCAGCACGCUACCUGCACCAACUGGCCUCCCACCUUAUCAUCCUUGCCCACCACUGCCCUCUACAAUGCCCACCCCAGCACUCAAGUGGUCUGUGCACCCCCGGCACGCUAUCUGCACCAACUGGCCUCCCACCUUAUCAUCCUUGCCCACCACUGCCCUCUACAAUGCCCACCCCAGCACUCAAGUGGUCUGUGCACCCCCGGCACGCUAUCUGCACCAACCAGCCUCCCAAUUUAUCAUCCUUGCCAUCUCCAACCAUAUUCCACAAUGCCCAACUCUGCCUGGUCUCAGCUACUUGCCUACACACACUCAUCACUUGGGGAUUGCACUGUUCAUAUUCUGGACGUCUCAGGUACUCGCAUACGCCCACAGAGUCAUCGCUUGGGAAUCGCACCAUUCAGAUGUCAAGUUUCAUGGACAUGUCAACACCGCCUCUGCCAUCCUGUCAAUUUGCUGCUUUCUCGAGCGUGCAGAACGACAAGAAGUUGCAGCUGUCAGCUUGGAUGCAAGGAGGCAGCGGAUGCAAACCGUCAGGCUCAAGUCCAAGGUGUGUCUUCUCAUCCUUGUUGCUUGCUUCUAA
This is a messenger RNA of Suillus discolor, 729 nucleotides long. RefSeq lists its product as uncharacterized. The coding region runs from base 1 to 729 and encodes 242 amino acids. The record is from RefSeq and is a predicted model, not a curated record. NCBI's taxonomy places the organism in Eukaryota, Fungi, Basidiomycota, Agaricomycetes, Boletales, Suillaceae. The transcript has a single exon.